CCACUGGUGCCCCAUUGAUGGUGAUGGGACUGUGUUCUCUGUCUUUUCUUCUGAAGUCCACCACAAGCUCCUUUGUCUUACUGACGUUGAGGGAGAGGUUGUGCUCCUGACACCAGUGUGUCAGAGUGUGCACCUCCUCUCUGUAGGCUGUUUCAUCAUUGUCAGUGAUCAGACCUACCACCGUCGUGUCAUCAGCAAACUUAAUGAUGGCAUUGGAGUUAUGUGUUGCCACACAGUCAUGUGUGUACAGGGAAUACAGUAGUGGGCUGAGAACACAGCCCUGCGGGGCUCCAGUGUUGAGGGUCAGUGAUGAGGAGAUGUUGCUGCCUAUUCUAACCACCUGGCGUCUGCUUGACAGGAAGUCCAGGAUCCAGCUGCACAGCGAGCUGUUUAAGCCCAGAGCCCGGAGUUUCUCAUCUAGCUUGGAGGGCACUAUGGUGUUGAAUGCUGAGCUGUAGUCUACAAACAGCAUUCUCACAUAAGUGUUCUUUUUUUCCAGGUGGGAGAGAGCAGUGUGUAUUGUAGAUGCAAUGGCAUCAUCAGUGGAGCGGUUGUUACGGUAAGCAAACUGCAGCGGGUCAAGAUUGAGUGGUAAUACAGAGCAGAUGUAAUCUCUGAUUAGUCUCUCAAAACAUUUGCUGAUGAUGGGGGUCAGAGCAACAGGACGCCAGUCAUUUAAACAAGUUAUUUUCGAUUGUUUUGGAACAGGCACAAUGGUGGAUGUUUUAAAGCAUGUGGGGACUACAGACAAAGAGAGGGAGAGGUUGAAAAUGUCCGUAAAAACACCAGCCAGCUGGUUCGCGCACGCUCUGAUGACGCGGCCCGGAAUGCCGUCUGGACCCGCGGCUUUGCGGAUAUUCACCCGUCGGAAUGAUCGGGUUACAUCCGCUACAGAGACGGAGAGUGAACUAACCUCUGUAGCUUCGGCCGUGAGAGCUCUCUCCGCGAGGGCGGUGUUAUUUCCCUCGAAACGAGCAUAAAAAGUAUUUAGCUCAUCUGGGAGAGAGGCAGCGGUGUUCAUGGCGGAGUUUUUAUUCCCUUUAAAGUCCGUGAUGAUGUUAAUUCCCUGCCACAUGCUUCUAGAGUUGGUGGUGUUAAACUGUCCUUCAAUCUUACUCCUGUACUGGCGUUUUGCUGUUUUGAUAGUUUUUCGGAGGGCAUAACUGGCUUGUUUAUGCUCCUCCGCGUUCCCGGAAUUAAAAGCGGAGGUCCGCACAUUAAGUGCUGCGCGAACAUCGCUGUUGAUCCACGGCUUCUGAUUCGGAUAGAUUCGCACAGUUCUGGUCGGAAUCACCUCCUCUACACACGUUCUGAUGAAGCACAUUACGCUAUCAGCGUAAAGCUCGAUGUCGUCAUCAGAGGCGGACCGGAACAUCUCCCAGUCCGUGCGAUCAAAACAGUCUUGUAGCGUAGAGUCUGAUUGGUCCGACCAGCACUGGAUCGAAGAAAAAGAAAAUCAAAGAAAAAUGAUUCAAUAAACCACAUGGGAUUAGUUAAUAGAACGGGAAUUCACAAAGGUUCUGUUCCCUCUGUGGUGCCCGUGUUCCCCGGGACUUUGGACUGCAUUGCUGCAGUACAGGAAUGCAUGUUGAAUCCAGAAUGUAAGAGACAGUUCCGACACCUGGAGUACUGCGUGGAUGAGGAGGCGGUGGUCCCCCUGAGCCCGGAGGCGCGGCAGGCCUGCAUGGAUGCCCAGAACAACCUCAUGCACUAUCGACACCUGCAAGAAUGCAAGUGCCAGCGUGGGUCACGAAUGGAGCAACAAUGCUUGAUCAUUUACUGGACCGUCCGUUUUCCACAGGGUUAUGAUGACAUUGAGACAUCCCCAUAUGAAGACAUUGAACUGGAACUGGUGAGAAACACGGAAACAUCAAAACUGGCUUCAAUAGUUUCAGUGUCCUCACUUCCUCUGACGGAUCAGAACCAGUGUCUCAAAGCAGCUCAGGACUGUGGCUUGUAUGAAAAGUGUGGUUCCCUGCGUUCUGAGUAUGCGUUGGCUUGCACUAAGAUCAUACCGGGCACAAACCAUUGUAACCGCCACAAAUGUCAUCGCGCUUUACGGAGGUUCCUGGAGCGCGUUCCAGAGGAGUACAGCUUUGGUGUCUUGUUUUGCCCAUGCUCGGAUACUUUAUGUGGGGAGAGGAGAAGGAAGACCAUCGUCCCCUCAUGCUCCUAUGAAGAACGAGACGGACAGCCCAACUGCCUCCAUCUGGAGAGCUACUGCCUUAAAGACAACCUGUGCAGGUCGAGAUUGGCUGAUUUCCAGCAGAACUGUCAGCCGUCUUCCCUCUCCCCCUCCGGCUGUCUCCGGGAAAGUGGAGCCGUGUGUCUCAAGGCCUAUGCGGGACUCAUCGGCACCAUCAUGACUCCAAACUACGUGAGUAACAGCAGUACAGAGGUGUCGCAGUGGUGUAAUUGCGAAGGCAGUGGGAACCAAUGGCAAGACUGCCUGCGUAUCCUGCACAUGUUCAACAGCAACACCUGCUUGCGUAAUGCCAUUGAUAGCAUGGGAAGCUCCACUCCUCGUCCAGUGGAGGGCACACCAUUUCCUCCACCUCGUCCCUCCCCCCAGGUCCAGCGCGAUGAGCUGAACAUUAACCUGCUGCCUGAACCCAAUACAGUGGUGGAAAGUGAAGAAGAGGAGGAAGAGGAGGAGGAAGAAGAUGAAACUGGAGGAGGGUUCAAUGUGAUCCUUCCAUUCUCAGAGAAGGCGACAGUGACCAACCUGGGCUCUGAGGCCGGCCGGGUCCACAGCCUGGCCUCCACCCUCUCCACCCCUCACUUCCUGCUCUCAGUUCUGCUGCUGAUUGCCCUCAGCUGGGGGUAGACACCCCCCUUACACACACACACACACACACACACACACACACACACACACACACAGUCUUAACACAUAUACAUGCAAACACACUCUCUACUGAAGUACUCACUCACAUCCAGACUCUAAGACAUAUUAUAGAUGGAUGACAAGAAUGACUAAUGGGAGGGAGGAAGAGAGCAAAACAAGAGGAAAACUGUUUUAUCCCUCUAUAUUUUUCAUCCAUUCUGUUUCUCCUUUUCGGGAAGGGGGUCUGCUAUAGAUAUAUCUGCUUGUAGGGAUCCGAUUUCCGAUUUCGGAAUCCGAUUCCCCAGCUGAAUCAUUUGAAUCACAAAGCUACGACUCCUCGGACUGACUGGUGUUGAUUACAGCCGAUGGUUACUGAGUGAUUUGAUCAUACUUUGUAUCUAUUGUAUAUUGUCAAUGUGCUUCAGAUAUGGAAAGGAAAAGUGAGUUAAACUAGGCAACAUUGCUGUUGAAGACUCACUAUGUGGUUUUCCCUAAACAUGUUCCGCAUCGCAGCUUGCAUUCAGAAACCCGCUCUGUUUGUUGUUGCUGAACUUGUAUGAGAAAAAAAUGUAUGUGUUUUCUUGUAAGUUUGAUUUGCUUGACAUCGCUGCUCGUCGACAUCAGAGAAAAAAAACUUGUCGAGCACUAUUCCUUCAUUUUUCACACCUCUGUGUCUCACAAGCCAGGUCACACACCUAACAUUGCACACACACACACACACGUGCGCCUCUGCCCUGCUGUGGAGCCGAUCGCGCAGAUGCAAGCAUUUUUCAUUUAUUGCUCUAUCUGCGAUGUGCUUUCAUUUUUGACUUAGCACAGACUGUGCACUCUAACCAGGGGCAUAAAUAGAACCUCGAACAGAAAAAACAUGAGUAAUAAAGAAAUAAACAAGCAAAAUAAAGAAAUAUAUCGCCGCACAGCAGGUGUCGAUGUCCGGUCUGGGUUUAGAACCUGAGGGGAAGAAACAGGAAGUCAUUUUCCAGCCGCUUGUCACCCGAUACCUUCUCUCGGUGCCUGUUGUUUUACUUUCACAGAGAUAAUGGCUUACAACACAAACUGUUUAUCUUGUUGUGUGUUCACGGCAAAGAAUUACUUGUGAUGGGAAAGAAAUUGAAAAAGAGAUCUGGGGGCGGGGGGGUUGGAACAGAGACUUAAACCCUCCAGCAAAAAGAAACAUGCAGUCUGGAAUCGCAUGCUUUUUCUGUUUCUUAUAAAUCUUUUGCUGACACUGAUGCUUUUUUCUCAAUCUCGUUUCUUCUCGUUCCUCCCACCCCCUCUCUCCAUUCAUUCUCAUGUACGACUGUUGAAGUAAGAGUUGAAGAUUUUCUUAGGGCACUUUCACACUAGAGCUUUUGGUGUGGCGUAAAUGCUAAAACCUAAAACAAAAAUAAAAACGACGAUUGAAACAACUUUACGGCUCAGAUAAUACACAUUUAACUGAAGAAUUAAUGUAAGUGCUUUUAUAAAGUUAUAAGUUUCACAUGUCUGCCUUUUAAAGAAAUAUUCGGGGUCAAUACAAGUUAAGCUCAAUCGACAGCAUUUGUGACAUAAUGUUGAUUACCACAAAAAUUAAUUUAGAAUCGUCCCUUCUUUUCUUAAAAAAGGUUAUAGUCAGGCAGUUACAAUGGAAGUGAAUGGGGCCAGUUUUUGGAAGGCUUAAAGGCAGAAAUGUGAAGCUUAUUAUUUUAUAAAAUCACAUCCAUUCAUUCUUUAGUUAAAAGUGCUAUAUGUAAGAUUGACAACAAGCGUUUGAAAUGUGUACUGCAGUCCAAAUUCUAAAUAUUGGAGAGUUGUCUGCCCCGUCCCAGACUCGAAGCUCAUGCGGGUUGCCAGAAUGAGGUCAUGCAACAGGAUCCAUUUUAAAGGAUUUCUGGGCUUUAAGCUGUCUCCAUCUUCCAAAGGCAUCUCCAGUAUUUAUCCUUGUUUUUCUACGCCUCUGGUCAUGGUGUUUUUUAAGACGGAUGGCGAGGCUUUUUAGGUCAGGUGGAAUCUGUUAUCUCUGAUCCAGUUCGUUUGCUGGCUCCCAUGGCUGCAGCACGCAGUAUUGUUUGCCUGCAAACUUGUUCAAAUCUGGCAACCCAGCAGUGUCAAAAUACUAUUGGUGAGUGGGCAGUGGGCGGGAUCACACAGGCCAAAACAUAAACAGAAAUUCUGGCCCGGAAUGGAAAUUUCUGGCUGUAGCAUUGUUAUCGGAGAAACCAGUAUUUCAACUUAGCAUGUUUCCUAAUUCUCUAAUGACAUAUUAUGGUCAUUUUAUGAUUUAGUACAUUAAACAAUAUUACUUAUAGCACCUUUAAAACUCAUGUAUUAUUUGAGCUGUACUUUUACAGUCAUUUUAGGGUUUGUUGACAUGACAUCGUCAUGUCAACGAAGUUAUAAAAUUGGCUAUAACAGAAAAGGUUAGUGAGCAAUUUUAUCACACUAAAAUCAUAUUAACACGCAUAUUGUUUAUGUGUCUUGUGGCUAUACUUUUGAAAAUGUAAGUAUUUUAAUGUUCAGAAAUUGGCCCCCAUUCACUUCCAUUGUAAGCGCCUCACUGUAACAUCGAUUUUUGCUUCUUUUUAAAGAAAAUGAGGGACGAGUGGAAAUACAUUUUUGUGGUAAUUUACAUUAUUCCACGAAUGCUGUCGAUUGUGUUUAAAUUGUAUUGAACCCGAAUAUUCCUUUAAGGCCAAAGGAUACUUUGUUUGUUGCACAGUGUGUGUGACAUACAUUUUUAUCAUCUGUAUACAUCCCAAUUUUUGUAGUCACGUGGACUGUCUUAGUCUGUACGUGUUAUCUGUGUGUGAAACUGGAGUUGACUGUACUAAAGAGUAUCACAAAGCAGUCGUAGUCCCCGUGUGUCGAGCACAUCCAUAUGGGCUCAGGAUUAAAAGAAUAUAUUUUGAAAGGCCAGAACGCUCGGCCGUGUUUUAGACGUAACUGCACGUGGAAAAAUGAAUUACACCCUUGCCUUUAGAGUGUGUGGGCCAUUCGAGACAUUCGCCUCCCUCCUCCUCUGCAGAAGAAAUUAAAGCUUAGCUAAAGUGCUCAUAUCUCAUCUCGCAUUCACAUGGAGCACCUUAGAUUACACCGACACGACUUAACAAUCAGAUUGUGAACUGAUCUAUUAUGCUGAGGAACGUAGAGGGGAAUGCUCUGGUUGAACAGACGUUGUGCUCUUCAACGUCUUCUCCUCCGUGGCAAGGUCAGCGAGGCACGCAGCACACCCGUUCAAUCAGUAGGUUUAAUUAAGAGAAGAAACGCGCACGCCUCUGGACUGAUGCGCCUGUCGAAAUAGCGGGCAGCCUUUAUGAUAGCUGUUGUUAUUUUUUAAUUGUAAUCAGGGGCCAUUGUCGUCCGCCCAGCCGUAACAGAGGGAGGCUGAGAAUGAGUGACAACGGAGGAGGAAAAGGACGGCAUGGGUGUCAGUGAUUCACAUUAAAAUAUUUCAGGAAAAAAUAAACAAAUAAGCCAUGCGUUAAAUAAAUGCACAUUGCAGGAAAGUUUGGGGAGGAAAAGACAAAGUGUUAGGAUAAGACAGAAUCUAGUGAAACCUAGUGAGCUGCCUACUUAGACAGCAUUUUAUGGCCACAUCUAAACAAAAUCUGUUUUCAUUUGAGAACUCUGUUUGCAGUUUUCUUACGGCAUCGUUUUCCAAAGUAUGCAGUAAUGGAGAGUGUUUUUGAAUGAUGCUUCGUUUUUGGAGGAUAACAUUGUUCCAAUGUGGAAGAGAGGCGUAAACAUAGAUCAAUGCCUUUUCAAAAAAGUACCUUCUCACAGCAAAAUUCUGCAGGCAAAGAUGUUGAUCGCUUGUGAAACCAGCAAAAAUAUAAUUAUCAAGCAGCCUGUUUUAAUACUGCACUUUAUACUCCGUGAGACUUAAAUUAAAAAGAAACUCACUGCUAAAAUUAUAUCCUUGUCCAUUGUGAAAAUUCAGUGUAGCUGUAUACGAAACACCGCCCACACAGAGGUCACCGCCUAUUGGUCAUCCCGGCGAUUUCGCCUGUUAAAGUUCGCCAAACUUGAACUCAAGGCGAAAUCAGCGCAAGGGAAUUCUUCACCACUGGAAUUCAAUAGCGCAAAAUUCAUGAUUCCCAUUGAGAUGACUGUAUUUCACCUGCGGAAUUUUGCUGUACGCAAUCGCACCUUUAGUGUAUGUGUAGCAUACAGUAUGACAUCGUAGCCUAAGAUGGAAGACUAAGUGAAAGAAAUGCUAAAAGUAUUGCUAAAAGUAAAUCGAUAAAAUGUUGAUAAAAUCCUUCAUAAAAGCAUUCUAAGCCAUGAACCAAACCAACCAGCUUCGAGGUGAAUCACAACAUUACAAGCUUUGAUUUGAACCAAAAAAUUAUUUAAAAAUCGGACAAAAAGACAAAAGUACAAGACUGUGUACUGUGUACUUAACAUCUGUCAUGAGGGAAUGAACAACAUUCCCAUGAAGUAUUGCUAAUGAUGUAAUUGAAUUAAAAACAUAUAAAUAUUGAUUUCAAGUUUUUUAUUAUAAGUAUAGAAACAAUAUAUUUAAAUCUUAUUGCAAAAUAUUCAGAUAUUUACUAAUAUAUACUGUAAGUAGUUUGAGAGAAUAGGAAGACCAACUCGAUUGUGUCAUUUACUGUACAACAUGCAAAUGAUUCUCUGAUUGGUAGGUCUCUCUUCAGGAUUAUGGGUAAUGUAGUUCUUCACCACAAAUUCCACUGUUAAACAUAAUUUUUAAAAAAAGUUAAAAUAAAGCGCACUAAUGGCUUCAACAGAAGCAUAUACUAUAGAUUAACAACCUCGGAGCUUACUCUAAGUCUGUCUUUAAAGGUUUAUAAGUUAUUAUAAAAACAUAUUUGCCUAUGGAAACAUUUAUUGGAUUUUUACUUCCAGAACCACACUGUUGUGCAUUAUUUUAAUCAGUUGUGAAUUGAACGUUAUUUAUAUGGUAUGCAAAGUUGCUGCAUAUGUACUAGAGCAAUGUACGUAGAUCAAUUAUUUUAUUUCAGUAAGGAUGCUGCCUUGGAAGGCAGUUGCCUAUGUAGGCAGCAGACAACAAGGUAGCUCACUGGGUUUUGGAACAGAUUUAGAGGCCCACACUAAAUUAGCCAUAGCAAUUUUCAUUGUUUAUGUUUAUUUGCAUGUGCAGCAUUACAACCACGGUUUGGCACACAUACAGAUUUGCUUAAUAUAAAUCUACCAUUUCCUCCUCGCCCAUCUGUGCCUGUGUGUACACAGGAGAACCUCGCCACGGCAAAUCGUAUGCGCCGAGCGCUAGAUUGCAGGGAGCAAGAGAACAGAAAAGAGAUAAACACACAAUAAGGGAUAAAGGGAUGGAGAAAGUGGAGAAGAGAGCGAGAGUAUGGGUUAGAGAAAAAAGCACCACAGUGAGAGAGCUGGUAGCGUGAUGGAGAGAGAGAGGGGGAUUGCAUGAGGGCAAAACGCAGGAACGAGAGAUAGUGAGGGAGAGAGAGAGAGAGAAUAGUUUACCCUGUAGGCUCAUAGCUUUAUUAUUAUAGUAUGCGAUCACUGAUUUAUUUGGCGGCUGCAGGCACCCGUACUGAAACUCAUUUCAAUGGUACUGAUGUUGACUCUCUCUCUCUCUCUCUCUCUCUCUCUCUCUCUCUCUCUCUCUCUCUCUCUCUCUCUCUCUCUCUCUCUCUCCUUUGGCUCUGCAUUUGUGAGUGCACUGGACUGUGUGUCACUGUUUUUCACCCCACAA
Molecule: messenger RNA, 8504 nt
Organism: Myxocyprinus asiaticus (Chinese sucker)
Lineage: Eukaryota; Metazoa; Chordata; Actinopteri; Cypriniformes; Catostomidae
Product: GDNF family receptor alpha-4-like
Exons: 8
Coding region: 1484-2827 (447 amino acids)
Biological process (GO): nervous system development
Cellular component (GO): external side of plasma membrane; signaling receptor complex
Molecular function (GO): signaling receptor activity
Source: RefSeq, a predicted model, not a curated record